Chironomus riparius is the source of this 1077-nucleotide messenger RNA. The record is from the annotation of a GenBank genome assembly. Lineage: Eukaryota; Metazoa; Arthropoda; Insecta; Diptera; Chironomidae.
AUGAUGAAAGUCUUAAUUUUAUCAUUUUUGAUGCUGUUUUUUAUUGCAAAAUGUGAUGAUUCGGUUCCGUGUUUAUUUAAAGAUGGAUCAUUUGGUAAAUGUGUAGACAUUAGAUCAUGCCAGUCACUUCUGACACAGUAUAGACAAAAAACCAUUUCGGCUCAAGACAUUCCGAUUUGUGAUCAUGCAAAAAGACUUGUUUGUUGCCCAAGAAUCAGUGCCAAAAAGUGCAGAGAAUAUGGAAGAAAUGCUGUAGAAAUAGCAAGGAUGCCAUCACUUUUAUUAAUUAAUGAAUUUCAAGAAGUAGUCAUUAAAACUAAGUGCAAGCAUAAACCAACAUCGUUGGUUGUUGGAGGAGAAGAAGCGAAACUGCAUGAAUUUCCACACCAAGGUCUUUUAGGUUAUCAAAAAGACAGAUCAGUCGAAUGGCUUUGUGGUGGAUCACUGAUCUCUCCAGAUUUUGUAUUGACAGCUGCUCAUUGCGUUUACUCGCCGGACCACGGAAUUGUGAAGUAUGUCAAACUCGGAAUAAAUGAUCGUGGAUAUGAUGGAGAUAAAUUUGUACUUUCAACUGUAGAACAAAGACACAAGUACCCAAGAGGAGAUUAGUCUACAUUACAUAAUGACAUUGCCUUAUUAAAACUACAAGAGUCAGUAAAACUCAAUGAAUUUAUUUUCCCAGCUUGCUUGCCAACAAGACCUUAUUACAACGACAAAGCAUUUGUGACUGGUUUUGGAGAUACUGGAAGAGGAGAUCAAUCACUAAAAUUAAUGAAAGUUGUUCUAGAAAGGUUCGAUCAUGAGAAUUGCAAAAACCUUUAUGAACAAAAUUACAAUGAAGACACAAUGCUGUGCUAUGGACAUCAUACAAAAAGAAUGGAUGCUUGUAAUGUCAAAACUUUAGGUGGACCCCUUCAAAUAUCAAAUCAUGAGCUAGUAAACUGUACAUUUACACAAUUUGGAAUUGUAAGCAUUGGACCUAAAGUUUGUGGACUGACUGGAGCUGCUGGAGGUUAUGUCAACGUCUACAAAUUCAUAGAUUGGAUAGAAGGGAUUGUUUGGCCGAAUGAAGUGUGA